Molecule: messenger RNA, 1332 nt
Organism: Sporisorium graminicola
Lineage: Eukaryota; Fungi; Basidiomycota; Ustilaginomycetes; Ustilaginales; Ustilaginaceae
Exons: 1
Coding region: 1-1332 (443 amino acids)
Source: RefSeq, a predicted model, not a curated record
AUGGCUGACCCGUACCACUACGCUUCAGCAGCCGAUGCGUAUAGCAGCCACAACACCAAUCCCGCCCACGCGACCAACGAGUCGCCCUUUGACUAUCCCGUCCGCGCCUCGAUCGAUUCUCCCUAUGCAUCUGGCACUGGCAUUGGCGCAUACGAUGCACGCACCACCAACUCGUAUGGAUACGCACCUGCACCCGGCGAUGACCCCCACCAUCACGACGAUGAUGACGAGGAGGGUGACGAGGAGGAUGAAGACUGGAACGUCUAUGAUGAUUUCAACAUGACCCGGCCCAUGCCCCAUCGCAGCUCAACCUCGGGCCUCACCAGCCAGAACGAUGCCUAUUGGGAUGCGAGCAAGCCGUCGCUCGUCGAGACCCCUUACUCGGAUCUUGCGCCGCUGCCUGUUCCUGUGGACAACAACCAUCGCAAAUCGUUGCUACCCUCAGAAGCGUUUGGAUUCGAUGUGCGCAAUGCCGAUCCGCGUCGAUCCGUCAUCCAGCAGAACAAAGGCGCCAAUCGCAACAGCACCUACUCUGCUGCUACUGCGGCAGGCGGUGGACCGGCGGCCAGCCACACCAUCAGCGGAAUGGGUCCUCAGCACGCCGACUCUACCACGGGCAUCGAACUCAUCACCGUGCCCGCCCUGGGUAACGAGUACACAAAGGAAGAGCUGCGCGACAUGACACGCACCUCGAAACGCCGCAAGAAGCGUUCCAACCGACGCAAGCGCUGUCAGCUUUGGGUCUCGGGUGAGGACCAUCUGUGGGGCUGGCUCAGUCCCCGCGUAGCCGUGUUCAUCGCCUUUUUCUCCUUCGUUGCGUUGGGCGUCAUGUUGUACUUUGUUAUCCCGCGUGUGCCUACGUUUGCGAUUCUCUCGACCAAUCCAGUGGUGGCCAUUCCGAACGGCGCCAGCAUGCAGGUCAGCCACUCCCCCACCAACUUCAGCAUGCAGAUGGGCUUCAAUCUGCGCGCGUCCAACCGCGGUGGCUGGAUCUCGUCUCGUGCGACCGAUCUGACGCUCAAAGUGACCGACCUCAACACAUUCAUCAAGGUUGGCGAGGGCAAGAUGGACGGGUACACGUUCGCGGGCAGAGGAAACACGCCGUUCCAGUUCCCCGUGCAGUUCAGCUAUGUCAGUCUCAACACGAGCGGCGACCAGACUUUCCAGGAUUUCUAUAAGGGCUGUGGGCCGAAUUACGAAGGUACCACCCGGCCGACGUUGAACUUGGGCCUCGAGUUGGGCAUGAAUAUCAAGGGCUUGUUGGGCAGGAAGAGGACGAGCAGUCAGGUGAACGAUGUCACUUGUCCUUUUGUUUUGCAGAAUUACCAGUAG